AUGGCUGUUGAUAUCCAAAACUACCAUGUUACUCAACAUCUCAUAGAGAAAUAUUACGAACAUAUUUUAGGCAGUGCCUAUAAGGAGCACAUCUCUAGUAGAGGUAGUGACUAUUCAAAUUCUUCUUCAAGUUUAAAAAAUAAUACUAAGGCAGGUGCUAGAGAAACCUCGAUAGACACUAAACAAAGUAAAUCGAAUUCAGAUUCAAAUGAGGUCUCUAGUCAAUCUGGAAGUACAAAAGUUGGAGGAGAUAAAAGUAAAAGUUUAGAUGACACUUCUUCUGAUACUGCUCUUAAUAAUGACCAAGAAAACGACUCGAAGAAUGCUUCUGAAGAAAAAGAUAAUGGAUCUUUUAUUCCAAAAUGUAAAAAUUUCUUACAUAGCUUAUUUGCUGGUGAUUAUGAAAGAGAUUUAUUAAUUGAAAGAGUACUAUCUGAAAAACAACAUGCAAUGUCUUUUGAAGAAUGGAAAGCUGCAGGUUUAAGAUUAGAUGGUCUAACUAAUAAAAAUCAAUGGAAACAAAGAGCUGACUCGAAUUUAUACGAUUAUAAACUUAUCAAGGGUUUAACAGAAAAGUUACGGCAAUCAAGAUUGGAUGAGGAUUAUUAUCAGUUGUUGUAUUUAAUUAGAACUAACUGGGUUAGAAAUUUAGGUGGCAUGGGAAAUGUAAACCUAUAUAGAAGAUCGCACGUUGGAACAAAAUAUAUCAUAGAUGAUUAUAUUGAAGAAUCAAGAUUAUGUAUAGAGGUUUUAUUAAAUCAAUCCGAAUUAGAUGAUAGCUAUUUAUUAGGUAUCCUACAACAAACUAGAAGAAAUAUAGGGAGAACGGCAUUGGUCUUAAGCGGUGGUGGUACUUUUGGUUUAUUCCAUAUAGGUGUCCUAGCAACUCUUUUUGAAUUGGAUUUAUUACCUAGGGUUAUUAGUGGUAGUAGUGCUGGUGCUAUAAUCGCAAGUAUCCUUUCAGUCCAUCAUAAAGAUGAAAUUCCAGAAUUAUUAGAACGUGUGUUAGAAAGUGAGUUUAAUAUUUUUAAAGAUGAUAGUCAGAAAAGCGACAGUGAGAAUUUAUUGAUUAAAAUUUCAAGAUCGUUUAAAAGCGGGACUUGGUUUGACAAUCAGCAUUUAGUAAAUACCAUGAUUAUGUUUCUAGGAGAUCUGACAUUCAGGGAAGCUUACAAUAGAACUGGUAAAAUUUUAAACAUUACCGUAUCGCCAGCAUCUCUAUUCGAACAACCAAGGCUAUUGAAUAACUUAACAGCUCCAAAUGUUCUAAUUUGGUCGGCUGUAUGUGCAUCAUGCUCGUUACCAGGUAUCUUUCCUUCUACAAAUCUUUACGAGAAGGAUCCAAGAACUGGAGAAACAAGAGAAUGGAAUGGUAGUAGUUCAGUGAAAUUUGUAGAUGGCUCUGUCGAUAACGAUUUGCCUAUUUCAAGACUUUCAGAAAUGUUUAAUGUUGAUCAUAUCAUUGCUUGUCAGGUGAAUCCACACGUCUUUCCAUUCUUAAAAUUUGCGCUUUCUUGUGUGGGUGGUGACAUUGAAGAUGAAUUUAGUGCAAGGUUCAAGCAGAAUAUUUCAAGUAUUUACAGCUUUUUAUCCAAUGAAUUGAUACACAUGUUAGAAAUGGGCAGUGAACUAGGUAUUGCCAAAAAUGUUUUAACAAAAUUUAGAUCUGUACUUUCUCAACAAUAUUCCGGUGAUAUAACUAUCCUACCAGAUAUGAAAAUGUUAUUACGAAUGAAUGAAAUUCUAAUUAACCCAUCAACGGAAUUUUUGCUGAGAGAAACGACAAAUGGUGCCAGAGCAACAUGGCCAAAGGUUUGUAUUAUCCAGAAUCAUUGUGGUCAAGAACUUGAGCUAGACAAAGCAAUUACAUACUUGAAAGGUAAGAUUAUAGUUUCAGCAUCAAUCAAGAAUCCGUUACAAUUUGCAGAAAUGCCAGUAGGUUUGAUUAAAUCGUCGCAACAAAGAGUCGAAGAUAAUACGGAUGAUAAUCCUAUAUCAAAUGUACUAGAUGAUAACCUAUUGGAAGCGGAAUCAUCAAAUUCACUUUUGUUGUUGCGUGAAAAUGCCAGUCAUUAUAAGAGAGCUUCUAAUUCAAAAGUUAUGUUUUCAACGUAUGCUCUAUCUAACAACACAAGAAGAAACAGACGUUCGACUGAUCUAUCUACCAAUACAAGAAAUAUGUCACAUUCAUUUUCAUUUUCUGCCUCAUCACCAUCUUCAAGGGUAUCCAGAUAUCCUCACAGACAUUCCGUAGUUCGACCAUCAAUAUAUAAAAAGGGAAGUACCGGACAAUUAUUAGUCCCAAAGGACCCAAAUCCAGUAAUGGUACAAAGUAGAAAGCUAUUCGAUGAUAGUGAUUCCUCCUCUCUAACUGGGGAAGGAAAUCAUAUAGUUGUUCCCUCCCCAAGUUUAGCCAAGAUUAGCACAUUACACUCUAUAGAGUUCGGAGUUGUGAAAGACUCUUAUGAGAAAACAAAUAUCACAGCUACAAAAUUUAAAUAUGUGGAAACUACAGAUGAGCUAGAUAGUGUUUUUGUAUCAGAGUCUGAUAAUGAUGAUAUCUCACCUAAGAAGGUUAAUAACAGAGAACUAAGAGCUCGUAAGAAUGCAGGGAGAACAAAUCGCAGAGUUUCAAGUGAGAAAAACAGGAGAAGAACAUCAUUAACACCUGUCAAGAAGAUUAUGGCAGAAGCUGACUGA
Molecule: messenger RNA, 2700 nt
Organism: Vanderwaltozyma polyspora DSM 70294
Lineage: Eukaryota; Fungi; Ascomycota; Saccharomycetes; Saccharomycetales; Saccharomycetaceae
Exons: 1
Coding region: 1-2700 (899 amino acids)
Biological process (GO): lipid metabolic process
Molecular function (GO): triacylglycerol lipase activity
Source: RefSeq, a predicted model, not a curated record